This is a messenger RNA of Pieris brassicae (large cabbage white), 663 nucleotides long. It is a transcript of the gene mRpS18C, whose product is annotated as 28S ribosomal protein S18c, mitochondrial. The coding region runs from base 117 to 518 and encodes 133 amino acids. The record is from RefSeq and is a predicted model, not a curated record. Gene Ontology annotation, biological process: mitochondrial translation. NCBI's taxonomy places the organism in Eukaryota, Metazoa, Arthropoda, Insecta, Lepidoptera, Pieridae. The transcript has 2 exons. Gene Ontology annotation, molecular function: structural constituent of ribosome; small ribosomal subunit rRNA binding. Gene Ontology annotation, cellular component: mitochondrial small ribosomal subunit; ribosome.
GAUGAAUUUGUGAAAAUUAAGAAUUACAAAUAUAAUCGUGGACAUAAAAUAUCUUUGCAAUAUAAUUAACAUUUCGUAAAGGUGUCGCUCUAAAACUGGAAAUAAAUUUGACAAAGAUGGCACUUAUGAAACGUUUGUUUUUAAAAAUUGUUUAUACACCUCGAGCAUUAACUUACAACGUCCGACAUUUAUCUACAGAAGUAGCACAUGAUGAUAGCCCCGUGGAAAUGGAAAACCCAUUUACAAAAGAAAAACGGCAAUGUAUACUUUGUAAAUUUAACAUAACGCCAGACUACAAGAACUACAGGCUUCUGUCACAGUUCCAAAGUCCAUAUACAGGAAGGAUAUAUGGAAGACAUAUAACUGGACUGUGUCAAACAAAACAGGCAGCAGUAGAGAGAGAAAUCACUAAAGCACAGAACUGUGCUUAUAUGCCUUACUAUUAUAAGGACAAAACAUUUUUUAAGGAUCCUAAGCUGUUUGAUCCUGAAAAUCCAAUCCGUUCACACAGGUUUUAAAAAUAUCAGGUUGGGUGAUUGUAGUUGGAAAAGAAUUAUAACUUAAUUAAAAUUAUACACUUGAAUAAAAACCUUUUUAGUGAAAUUAUCAAUGUUGUUGUGGCAAAGACUUUGCCUUAAUAGUCAAUAAAAAUAAUUAUUAUUA